AUGUCUUUUCGAAAACGGAAUAUUGUACUACCCAACAACAGCCAAAAGACCCCGAUCCCGCAACCCAUCAAUGCUGGCAUCGAGGGACAAUUACCGCUUCGCGAAGUCCAUUCGCCCAUCACCACUUCACCUCCCAAGGCGGUCCAGCCCUCUCCAGGUGUUCGUCCAUCUCCUAUAGACGGGCGUGCGACUAUCUCCACCGGAGCCAGCACGCUUGACAAGCUCCUCGCGGGGCACGCCGGGCUGCCUUUAGGAAGCUCCCUUCUACUCGAGGAGUCUGGGACCACCGAUUUCUCCGGCGCACUUCUGCGGUACUUUGCUGCUGAGGGAGUAGUACAGGGACAUCAAGUCCAUGUAGUGGGCGUAGGCGAACAAUGGGGUCGAGAAUUACCCGGACUUGCUGGCGUGGCGGAUGGAAAUCCAGACGCGGAUAUAUCACGUCCAAACUUCCCCUCAGACCGGGGAUUAUCCGACGACGGCUCUUUGAACUCAACCACUUCGCAAGCGGCUUUUUGUCAUAUUUUCGACCUUGCCAAAAGACUGGAGUAUCCUGCAGGAUCGGGAAUCACGUAUAUUCCGACGGUCGUGAAUGCUUCAUCGAGCUCUCCAUUUCACGGUAUACUUGAAGGAAUCGCAACGCAGCUUCGAUCAGACCACACAGGUCGGAUCCAUCGAGUAGUGAUUCCGAACCUUUUAUCUCCAGCACUCUAUCCUCCUCAUGCUUGUGACCCUACCAACCUUCUUCCAUUCUUUCACGGCCUCCGCAGCCUUCUUCGGCAAUUUUCUACCCAACUUUCCGUAAUUAUGACCUUAACAUUGGAUCUUUAUCCACGCUCGACUGGUCUUGUACGUUGGGCUGAGCUCUUGAACGACGGAGUACUUGAGCUUACCCCAUUCCCGCAUUUAAUGGACUCCCUUUCCACAUCGACUGCCACAUCUGGAGGGGCUAAUACGCAUGAACAACCUCCGCAAGGGUUGCUACAUGUUCAUCGGCUCCCAAUCUUUCAUGAGAAAGGAGGCGGUGGUCGCCCAAAUGACGGAGAAGGCGAUCUCGCAUUUACUGUGACAAGAAGAAAAUUUACAAUCAAACCCUUCAGUCUCCCUCCGAUGGACGGUGACACAGAUGCACAGCAAGGGGGUGCGACGGCUGUUGGCGAAGGAGGAAACACAAGCAACACAAAAAUCAAUAUCGACUUUUGA
Xylona heveae TC161 is the source of this 1200-nucleotide messenger RNA. Its product is annotated as paxneb superfamily protein. The record is from RefSeq and is a predicted model, not a curated record. The transcript is spliced from 2 exons. The coding region runs from base 1 to 1200 and encodes 399 amino acids. Gene Ontology annotation, cellular component: elongator holoenzyme complex; transcription elongation factor complex; cytoplasm. NCBI's taxonomy places the organism in Eukaryota, Fungi, Ascomycota, Xylonomycetes, Xylonales, Xylonaceae. Gene Ontology annotation, biological process: tRNA wobble uridine modification.